Archocentrus centrarchus (flier cichlid) is the source of this 1778-nucleotide messenger RNA. RefSeq names its product selenocysteine lyase (gene scly). NCBI's taxonomy places the organism in Eukaryota, Metazoa, Chordata, Actinopteri, Cichliformes, Cichlidae. The transcript has 13 exons. The record is from RefSeq and is a predicted model, not a curated record. Bases 48 to 1433 code for a protein of 461 amino acids.
AUCUGGCAACCGUGUGCGGGAAGUGACACGGACACGCUAGCUAGCUGAUGAUUGACACGUACGGUUGUAAACCGUUUGAAGCGUCUUCUCAUCACUUUCCAAGGCGUACUAUGGCCAAAAAGCCUGAUGAUGUGCCCUUGGUACAGGGUCCUACCUUCAGUCAGCAUAAUUUUCAUCACUAUUCAGAGAUGAAUCUAGACAGGAUCUACAUGGAUUACAACGCUACUACCCCCCCGCUGCCAGAGGUGAUUCAGGCCAUUUGCGAGGCCCUCGAGGACGCCUGGGGAAACCCGAGUAGCAACUAUGUAGCAGGUGCUAAAGCUAAAGCUAUCAUUAAUCAGUCCAGAGAAAACGUGGCAAGAAUGGUUGGAGGGAAGGCGGAGGACAUCAUUUUCACUUCAGGUGGCACUGAGGCCAAUAACCUGGUGCUGCACACUGCUGUGGAGCACUUCAGGAAACACUGCAGGGCUGCAGAACAAGGUGCAGGACACCUGAACGGACGCACGGGCCUUCCUCACAUUAUCACCUGUAAUGUUGAGCACGACUCGGUCAAACUCGUGGCUCAGCACCUUGAGAAGGAAAGAAAAGCAGAUGUGACCUUCGUGCCCGUGUCUAAGGGGACAGCCCGUGUGGAGGUGGAGGAUAUCAUGGCCGCUGUGCGGCCCAACACGUGUCUCAUCUCUGUUAUGCUGGCCAACAAUGAGACGGGAGUCAUCAUGCCAGUCCAGGAGAUCUGCCAGAGAAUAAAACCUCUGAACAAGCAGCGUGAGCGGCUCAGGAUCCUGCUCCACACGGAUGCCGCUCAGGCCCUGGGGAAAAUCCGAGUGGAUGUCAGUGAGCUGGGAGUGGAUUACCUCACCAUAGUGGGACACAAGUUCUACGGCCCUCGGAUUGGCGCUUUGUACGUCAACGGACCUGGAACGAGGACUCCGUUGUAUCCGAUGCUGUUUGGUGGAGGACAGGAGAGGAACUUCAGACCAGGCACAGAAAACACGCCAAUGAUUGCAGGUCUUGGAAAGGCUGCAGAGCUGGUGACCUCUAAUCUGUCAGAUUAUGAGAGUCAUAUGCGGAGUAUUAAACUUUACUUGGAAGAGCGACUGCAGGCCGUCUUUGCAGACAGGAUCCACUUCAACAGCCAUUUCCCCGGCUCUGAUAUCCUCCCUAACACAUGUAACGUGUCCAUCCUGGGUCCAAGAUUACAAGGCUGGAGGGUAUUGUCAAACUGUAGGAGGCUGCUAGCCAGCGUCGGUGCCGCCUGCCACUCAGACAGUGGAAACAGACCUUCCCACAUCCUUCUGAGCUGCGGCGUCCCCUCAGAGGUGGCAGCGAACGCUUUGAGGUUGAGCGUUGGCAGGGAGACGACCGAAGCAGAUGUGGAUGCAGUUGUGGAGGACUUGAGGGAAACCGUGCAGCUGUUGGAAGAAACAAACUGAUGGCUUUCAUUUGCACAGAGUUAUUCUGCAGGUCAAAUCAGGAUGCACUAAACAGGCAGCAUCUGUGUUUAUUAAUACUUUAGCUGAUCAUGUAAAAUGGAUGAAAUAUUUCAUAUAAAUAAUAAAAGUGGAGAACUCAGAGUGACCUGAGGGAUGAUGUUAUGGAGGAGUGUACUCAGCUUCCAUCACGUCAUGUGAGGAGCUCUUUGCUAAUUGGAGUGGGGGCACAUGUAUGAGUGUUAUGAAAUAAAAUAUUUACAUGCACUUUUAAUAUUUUCUCAAAUCAACCAUGAAAUGUUUUAUGUAGGUUAUAAUAUUCGACAUGCACCAGCUGCUUAGUCACCC